AUGGCAACGGUGGUACCUCCCCCUAGUAAACGCCAACGACGUGAAAUUGAUGAGAAAGCACGGCAACAACAAGAGGUCGACUCAAUUCCAGAUAAUUUGGGGAGUGUUCGAGUCCAAUUCUUCGAUCAAUCCACUGGGACUGCUUCCGGUCCAGCUGUAGCUGUUCCUUUGGGCGAUGCAACAGUGAAGAACUUAGAGAUCUUGCUGAAUACGCUUCAGGGACAUGAUGAUCACGAAAGGGUUCCUUAUAAAUUCACAUACAAGCAAGAAGAUAAGGCUGGGAAUGUAAUUGAUAUUUCAUCCGACCUGUAUCACUCUCUCCUUCAACCUGGCAUAAAGACAACCGAGGACAUCAUUCAUUUACAAUAUACACCACAAGCAGUAUUCCGCGUCAAAGUCGCAUCAAGAUGCUCCGCUUCAAUCGCAGGACAUGGAGAAGCUAUAUUAGCGACAUCUUUCGCCUCAUCAUCUUCUUCGCGAAUGGUAUCCGGCAGUGGUGAUUCAACUGCGCGAGUAUGGGAUUGCGACACGGGGACGCCCCUGCACACCCUUAAAGGACACACUAGCUGGGUUUUGGCCGUGAGCUGGUCACCUAACGACAAGAUGAUAGCUACCGGAAGCAUGGAUAACACUGUCAGGCUCUGGGACCCUCACACUGGCCACGCACUAGGCGCACCUAUGAAAGGGCACACAAAGUGGAUUAUGGGUCUUGCAUGGGAGCCGUAUCAUCUACAAAGCCCUGGAAGUCCUAGACUAGCCUCGGCAUCUAAAGACUCAACGGUCCGAAUAUGGGAUGUCGUGUCUAGACGAAUAGAGAGCGUAUUAACAGGCCAUAAAGGAUCCGUAUCAUGUGUUAAAUGGGGCGGUCUUGGUAAAAUAUACACCUCUUCUCACGACAAGACCAUCAAAAUAUGGAACCCAGCGGAUGGGAGUUUAAUACAAACAUUAUCCUCCCAUACUCACCGUGUCAACCAUCUAGCUCUGUCGACUGAUUUUGUACUUCGUACAUCCUUCAAUGAACAUAAUCAGAAACGUCCAGAGAAAGAAGAGGAAAAGUUAAAGCUAGCAAAGGAGAGGUUUGAAAAAGCCGCCACCACCAAUAAUACAAUAUCCGAAAAAUUGGUCUCUGCUAGUGAUGACUUCACUAUGUUUCUGUGGGAUCCAGAGUCGUCUAGUAAACCGGUUGCCCGAAUGUUAGGCCACCAAAAGGAGGUCAAUCACGUCACAUUUUCCCCAGAUGGAGUAUAUAUUGCUUCUGCCAGCUUUGAUAACCACGUGAAGCUAUGGAGUGCUCGAGAUGGGAAGUUUAUAUUUUCCCUCCGUGGCCAUGUUGGUCCUGUAUACCAAUGUUGCUUUUCUGCAGACUCCAGACUUCUAGUGUCUUCUUCGAAGGACACUACCCUGAAGAUUUGGGAUGUUCGAACAGGAAAAAUGACGAUGGAUUUACCUGGUCAUCAAGAUGAGGUGUAUGCGGUCGACUGGAGCCCCGACGGGGAGAGGGUCGGAAGUGGUGGGAGAGAUAAAGCAGUCCGAAUAUGGAGGCACUAA
Nannizzia gypsea CBS 118893 is the source of this 1548-nucleotide messenger RNA. RefSeq names its product WD repeat-containing protein. Gene Ontology annotation, cellular component: nucleolus. Gene Ontology annotation, biological process: ribosomal large subunit assembly. Gene Ontology annotation, molecular function: protein binding. The transcript is spliced from 3 exons. The record is from RefSeq and is a predicted model, not a curated record. Bases 1 to 1548 code for a protein of 515 amino acids. Lineage: Eukaryota; Fungi; Ascomycota; Eurotiomycetes; Onygenales; Arthrodermataceae.